UGCAGGCAGCGCGGCGCCCCUUCGCCUACCUGCGGACGCCCGCCCGAGCCCCGCCUGAGCCCUGGGCGCUCCCCGGCCGGGCCAGGGCCAUCGGCCUCGUCAGUGCGAACCUCUGCCUGCUGCCUGAGGGGCUGGCCAAGUUCAGCAACCUGUGGCGGACGCAGUGGCGUGCCACCCACAUCGCCCAGAGCCUGGCGUGCACAGCACAGUGCUCCGCCUCCAGUGGCCCCCGUGAGCCCCACAACGGCCCGGCCAUCCCACACAGGCUACCCGGCCCCCCUGCCAGAGCCCGGAGCCACCCCCAAGCCAACAUGACCGUGGAGCUGCCCCUCAUGGAGAGGGAGGCAGGGACGGCGGCGGCAGUGGCGAGGGCCAGUGGGCCCCGGGAGAUCUCUACCUGCUUCCCCUCCAACGUGGACUUUCUGUGCCUGCAGGAGGUCUUUGACCCACGGGCCUCCGCCCGCCUGUGCCAGCUGCUCAGUCCCCAUUUCGAGCACAUCGUCUAUGACGUGGGCACCUACGGCCUGCAGGCCUGCUCCGCCCCGAAGCUGCUGAACAGCGGGCUCUUCCUGGCCAGCCGCUACCCGCUCUUGGCGGUGGAGUUCCACUGUUACCCCAAUGGCACCGGCGAGGAUGCCCUCUGUGCCAAGGGCCUGCUGUGUGCACAGGUGCAGCUGGGAGCUUGCCAAGGGCGAAGGGUCGUUGGAUAUCUGAGCUGUACCCACCUGCAAGCCCCGGAAGCUGACGGCCCGAUCCGGUACGACCAGCUCAGCCUUAGUCUGCUUUGGGUGCAGCUCUUCCAAGACUCUCACGCGCAGCCAGGGGACGUGGUAGCCUUUGACAUCUACUGUGGGGACCUCAACUUCGACAAUUGCUCUCCAGGCAAUGAGAGGGAACAAGGCCACGAGAUCUUCAGCCUCUACACAGACCCUUGUCGCAUCUGUCCUCGCAAGGACAAGCCUGGGGCAAUCGGGACGCUGAUGAACUCUCUGCGCAUCUAUGAUGAGGCUGUGGCCACCCCAGAGAAGCUGAAGAGGACUCUGGAGAAUCCGGAGGAGCGGACGAAGUACCUGGCGGGCCCCAUCCUGGCCGAUGGUGGUUCCGACCCCUCGGCACCCUGGGGCAAAGAAGGGCGGCGCAUCGAUUACACUCUUUACCGGGAGCACCCGGGCCCUGUGGCGUUGCAGACAGCAGCCCCUGCUCGUAAAGAGGAGCUUUCCUCGCACAGAGAUCCCUGGGUCUGCCGUGGAAGCUGGGCUGAGAGCGUCUGGUGCCGCUGGGGAGAGCCCAGUUGUCUGAACACGCUGCUGCUGACCCAGCCGAGGAUGCGGCGGUGGAGAAGGUCGUCUUCAUCACCCAGUUGGCCACCUGCUCGGAUCACUUGCCCGUUGGACUGCGGCUGCUUGUGUCUUCGGUGGCGGAGCCGGAAGCGUGAACUGGUAGCCCUAGUGUGGAAGGACCCACCGUGAUGUGCGGGUGAACUGAAGCCCCAGCUUCAGGGAUGGGAAGCAGUCACGGGCAGGGCGAGGGCAAGCAGUUACUUAACCAGAAGCUGAGCAGGGAGCUUUGUGAUGGCUGAAGGGCUGGCAUGAUUGCAGGUGCUGGAGAAGUGGCCUACUGCGGUCUCCCGUACCCAGCGGCUGGUGAAAAAUAAGUGCUGCCCCAGGUCAGCUGGGACCAUCAAUCCAAAGUCCUGAGUCCUCUGUCCAAGAGGUGAACCCACGUGUCUGAGCUGCCCCUUCUUAGUCCUCCCCCCAUCUUGGCCCUCCAAGAAAAGGCUGCGUGAAGACAGCCGAGGCUGAGACGAGAUGGGGCAGGGUGGAGAGCGAGAUUGGACCGUGCUUGGCGUGGCCUGUUCCGCAUCCAGGUUAUGCUGGUUAUUGAAGGGCCGGUACAGAAUUUUGGCUGGAGAACUGGAGUCUCCCCACCCAUCAAAUCAGUAUUUUUUCACAAGGUGCAAUUUCAGUUUCGUAACUAUCACCCAAAUGUUGUCAGCCUCCCAAGAUAAAAAUCUAACCACCCAGAUUACACAUUCUGUGUCAGGCAUGUAUAGAACUGAAUGUUUCAGCAACAUCUGAAUUGUUUCCAAGAAACAGAAAGGCCCCAAAUAUAAUAAUUUACUGCAUUUGAGCAGAA
Messenger RNA from Python bivittatus (Burmese python), 2136 nucleotides. Its product is annotated as sphingomyelin phosphodiesterase 5-like. Gene Ontology annotation, cellular component: extracellular region; cytoplasm. The record is from RefSeq and is a predicted model, not a curated record. Gene Ontology annotation, biological process: sphingomyelin metabolic process. Gene Ontology annotation, molecular function: sphingomyelin phosphodiesterase activity. Lineage: Eukaryota; Metazoa; Chordata; Lepidosauria; Squamata; Pythonidae.